CGGCGUGAAGGGGUAGGAGCCGCCGCCGCCGCCGCCGCUCGCGAGGGGCCGAGCGCCAGGCCCGCCGCCAUGGCCUACUGCCGGCAGGAAGGGAAAGAUCGCAUCAUAUUUGUGACCAAAGAAGACCAUGAAACUCCCAGCAAUGCAGAGUUGGUGGCCGAUGACCCCAAUGAUCCAUAUGAGGAACACGGCUUGAUACUGCCAAACGGAGACAUUAACUGGAACUGCCCGUGCCUGGGGGGCAUGGCCAGCGGCCCCUGUGGGGAACAGUUCAAAUCGGCCUUUUCCUGCUUCCACUAUAGCACAGAGGACAUCAAGGGGUCAGACUGUGUGGACCAGUUCCGGGCCAUGCAGGAAUGCAUGCAGAAGUACCCGGACCUCUAUCCCCAGGAGGACGAGGAGGAGGAGGAGGAGAAGAAGGCAGCGGAACACGGAGAGCCAACAGCUCCCCCCGAGGCCACUGUGACCAAAGACGGGGUGGACUCCAGCUAAUGCAGGCCCUGAGGCCCCGGGUUCUAGCUUUUCGUCUGCAGAGUGACGUGGACCUUCUGCAGAGAGCCUUUGACUCACCCACCCUCCGAGAAAGUGUCUUUCCUGUCCUGCUGUGUGCACUGUAAUGUACAAAAUGACUCCUGUCGAUGAUCGGGGUGACCUGGCCCCCGAACACCAUGGGGUCCCAGGUAGGUGCGUCCCACACACGGCCAUCCCCGAGGGUGGCCGCCCCUCUGACUUCUCUGUCAGGUUGCCCUGAGCUUUACCACUGUCACACACUGUGCUGAACCUUCUCAUCAACCCCAGGUCACCACCCCGGAAUGUUCCUGUGAGUGAGCUGAUUUGAUCUGAUCCAUCCUGUCCCUGUUAGUAGAUCUUACUCCUCUUUGGGAAAUGAAAUAAAAACCAAAAAAACUAUCAAAAUGCUGGCGUGGGGCCGUCCCUGGUAGAAGAGGCCAGAUGGUCAGGGCUGGAUCUCUCAAACCGUCUUGCCUUUGGGUGUGUGAGGAGGGACUUCAUUCCUGAUGAAGUUUGGUUCCCGUGUUUGCAUUGAGCUCCGGGUUUCCCACGGUUAGAAGGUGCAGACUUGGAUGUUGGGUUCCCAGCCUUUUGCUGGUUGUGCUGUCCGGAGCCCUGGCCGGGUCUGCUCACACGGGCUCUCUCUCUGGUCCGCUGCAGUCUUCUUGACAGGUCGGGACCUAACUGUUGCCAAGAGAGGACAUGGUGUGAAUGAAGUGCUCAAUGAAAAGGAAACGUGAUUCCUA
Molecule: messenger RNA, 1256 nt
Organism: Marmota flaviventris (yellow-bellied marmot)
Lineage: Eukaryota; Metazoa; Chordata; Mammalia; Rodentia; Sciuridae
Gene: Chchd4
Product: coiled-coil-helix-coiled-coil-helix domain containing 4
Biological process (GO): protein import into mitochondrial intermembrane space
Cellular component (GO): mitochondrial intermembrane space
Molecular function (GO): protein-disulfide reductase activity
Source: RefSeq, a predicted model, not a curated record